AUGCCCGCCGACGCCCCUCCGCAAUUCACGCUUUUCCCCCUCCUCCCGGCAGAACUCAGGGUCAAGAUAUGGCAAACUGCCCUUUUCGAGCGCAAUUCCAUCGUGGAACUCCGCGUUAUCAACGAUGCGAUUAUCCCUAAAUCGCGCCCUUCUAUCGUUCUUCGCAUUAAUCAAGAAUCAAGAUACGAGGCGUUUAGGGCUUUGAAGGCUCUCUCAGACAGUCUGUCCUUCUCUAAAGAUGGGGAAGCACAGAACCAACUGUAUCUCUUGCCAGAACGAGAUACCAUCUACUUCAGCAAUGACUAUCAGUUCGUAAGCCCAUCGACCGUUCAGUGCAAGAUGGCAGGUAUGGCGGGGACCCUGUCGUUACUUGCUGCAUCCUUGUCCGAGAUCGAGAGGGCCAAGAUCCAGACUCUGGCUAUUGACAUUUACGAGUGGUCAGAGGUUGACCACAUAAGGGAGAUACUACAACAGCUCAUUCCAUUUGAAGGGUUGAAGACUCUCGUUGUAGUGAUGAGGGAUCCGGUGGAGGAAAAGAAGUCCGGCGGUGGCGACAGGAUAUUUGUCGACUGGCCUUGGAGCCAGAGAAAGCCAGCCUACGACCUACAGACGAAGUUAUGGAAAAUGUCUAGGAGCACAUUACGAUAUAAUCCCCAGUGGAAGGAACCUGUUGUACAGUUGCGCCUGGCACAUUUCUUGGAUAGGCCACUGUUCCCAUGGAAGAAGCUUAUAGUGGGCUUCUCCCUUGCACAGUACCUUUUCGAAAGCUACCUCUCCCUCCGUCAAUACCAGGUCUUGAAGAACACUAGACCACCCAAGGUUCUCUCCAACGAGGUCUCCCAGGAGGUCUUUGAUAAAUCCCAGGCAUACGGACGCGCAAAGGCGCAGUUCAGCUUCGUCUCUUCUCUCUACGGCCAAAUCCAAAACACUGCUUUCAUCUACUACGAUAUUCUCCCGAAACUCUGGACCUUGACUGGAUCAUGGCUCCUUCGAUUCGCACCGACCCGCUUCUCCGGCGAGAUCUCUCACUCGAUCGUCUUCGUCCUUACAUUUAUCAUCAUCCAACAAGUUCUUUCGCUACCUACUUCGAUCUACAGCACAUUUGUCUUGGAGGAGAAAUUUGGCUUCAACAAGCAGACGCCUAAGGUCUUCGUUACCGAUAUCUUGAAAUCUCAGAUGCUGGCGUUCAUCCUUGCCCCACCUAUCCUUGCCGGUUUCCUCAAGAUCGUCCAGAAGACUGGCAACCAGUUCUUCUACUACCUCUGGCUAUUCGGAGCCGCACUCCAGGUUUUCAUGAUCACCGUCUACCCAAUCACCAUCCUGCCACUCUUCAACAAGCUCUCGCCUUUGGACCCAGGAGCACUCAAGACCGGCGUCGAAGGCUUGGCACAGCGCCUCAACUUCCCUCUCAAGGAGCUCUACGUUAUCGAUGGAAGCAAGAGAAGCGCCCACAGCAACGCCUACUUCUUCGGUCUGCCAUGGAAGAAGCACAUCGUCAUCUACGACACCCUCAUCGAGAAGAGUGAAACCGAGGAGGUCGUGGCCGUUCUCGCACACGAGCUCGGCCACUGGAGCCUUGGUCACACGACACGUCUAUUCGCGAUCUCACAGGUCCACUUCUUCUACAUCUUCUCCCUCUUCUCCGUCUUCAUCAACAACAAAUCCCUCUACCGCUCCUUCGGCUUCCACACCUCAAUGCCCAUCAUCAUCGGCUUCAUCCUCUUCUCCGACGCGCUCGCGCCCAUGGACACCGUGAUCAAGCUACUAAUGAACAUCCUCUCGCGGCGCUACGAGUUCCAAGCCGACGAGUUCGCGCAGAAGCUCGGCUACAGCACCGAGCUCGCAAAGUCCCUCAUCAAGCUCCAGAUCCAGAACCUGAGCACCAUGGACGCCGACUGGAUGUACGCCACGUACCACUUCAGCCACCCGAUCCUGAGCGAGAGGCUGGGCGCGCUGGGGUGGCAUGGCGAUAGGAGCGGGGAGAGCGUGGUGGAUGAGAAGAAUGAUGGUGCGGUGAAGGCGAGCGGACGCGACGAGUUGUAA
Molecule: messenger RNA, 2043 nt
Organism: Pseudogymnoascus verrucosus
Lineage: Eukaryota; Fungi; Ascomycota; Leotiomycetes; Thelebolales; Thelebolaceae
Exons: 4
Coding region: 1-2043 (680 amino acids)
Biological process (GO): CAAX-box protein processing
Cellular component (GO): endoplasmic reticulum membrane
Molecular function (GO): metalloendopeptidase activity
Source: RefSeq, a predicted model, not a curated record